AUGGUUCAACAUGGAUGCAUUCGUGUCGCAUUACGGUGCACAAUCGCUGCAAAGCAAUCUUCCUUCUCAUACCUUUUACUUGCUUAUUUGAACGAUAUCAAGGGUAAUGUCGUCGGGGCUGAGAUCGGUGGGCCUCAAGGACGGCGAAAACACGAGCCGGGUCACACUGUUACAGAUUACGAACGGUUCAUAGACUUGGUUCAGCGAAUGCUUGUUUACGAUCCUAAGCAUCGCAUUCGCCCUGAGGAAGCACUCGCUCAUCGCUUCUUCCAACGACGUGAUGAUGGUCAGUUAAUCGCCCUAUUUCUCCAGUUCAAUCAUCUUUUAUAUUGUGUUUGUCAUUUCGACCUUGUUUGCGCAACUUGGUCGGAGCGUCAAGGAGACCUAAUAGAACCAUCGGAACAUUGGCUGGGUACAUUCCCAUACGUUUCACCGGCAUCUUCAAUAAGAGAUGUCAUCGUAAGUACAGAGUUACAACUUAUCAAAGUGGCAAGUGAAGGCAAUCCCCUUGACCAAUAUUCUGUUCAACCGCUGUUGCAUCACUCCUCGCCCAUAUUUUUCGUCCUACCUUCUAAUGCUGCACCUCUUUCUCUCAACCUCACUUCAUAG
Molecule: messenger RNA, 609 nt
Organism: Protopolystoma xenopodis
Lineage: Eukaryota; Metazoa; Platyhelminthes; Monogenea; Polystomatidea; Polystomatidae
Source: the annotation of a GenBank genome assembly